Penicillium crustosum is the source of this 630-nucleotide messenger RNA. RefSeq lists its product as uncharacterized. Bases 1 to 630 code for a protein of 209 amino acids. The record is from RefSeq and is a predicted model, not a curated record. The transcript is spliced from 2 exons. Lineage: Eukaryota; Fungi; Ascomycota; Eurotiomycetes; Eurotiales; Aspergillaceae.
AUGGUAUUCUCUAUCUUUCUACUCUUCGUCAGCCUCUACGUAAGGGCAUCAUUAGGCGGUACGCUUACUGUCGUUGAUUAUAACGGUCAAUGCGUCAUGUGGUCCGAGGAUAAUCAUGGUUGCACAGGAUCCUCGGCAGCUUUUGGUCUACGCGACGGGGAUGACUGUUCCGAUCUAAGCAAGGUUAUAAAAGGUGUCCGCAAGGACUUUACAGUGCUUAAUGUGGACACAUGCGGCACAGAGGAUAGUCACCCAGUCGCAUGGAUACAAGUGAACAAUGAUGGCCUUGUCACAUUUUUCAAUCAAGGUGGCAAAAAGGCAGCAUGUAAACUGGAUCGAGGAUUGAAAGUUGGAAGUUGGUGCAAUGCUUCCGACUUGCUAUCCAUAAGUUCCUCGUCCGUAUCAUCCACGUCCACCUCAUCUGAUUCUUCCUCGUCCGUAUCAUCCACCUCGACCUCAUCUGAUUCUUCCUCGUCCGUAUCAUCCACCUCGACCUCAUUUGAUUCUUCCUCGUCUGUAUCAUCUGCCUCGACUUCAUCUGAUUCUUCCUCGUCAACAGCAAGCACUUCUACCCAGUCGAAGCCUUCAACUGUGUCCACCGUAUUGACAGGGUCAUGCACUACUGUCUAA